AUGACAGAAAAGACGCUGGUCAGUUCAGAGUGCGAUACAACGAGCACCAACAAGGAGACUAUACAAGAUGCUGUCGAGGGCCAGAGGGCUAAUGGCGCAGGAGACCUUGAAGGAGGGGCACUACACCGAUACAUCAAUACCCCCUCUUCGGUAAACUUUAAUUUCCUCAUGCAAUGUUCAUGGGAAGCAUCUGCAGUUACUUUCCAAUUCGCGUUGAGCAAUGGCGGUCCAGCCUCCAUCGUCUAUGGCAGCAUCUUCGCAUGGGCUGGAACAACAUUAGUGGCACUGUCGCUCGCUGAAAUGUCAUCCAUGGAUCCUACGGUCGGCGCUCAGUAUAGGUGGUCUACUACUUUUGCACCGAAGUGGAACCGCUUCUUCGGUUUGAUGCAAGGGUGGAUUACGGUUUUCGCCUGGGUCUGUAGCUGUGCUUCUAAUCCAGCGUUGAUAGCGAACAUUGUCGUCGGUUUGGCUUCCUUUAACAACCAGGGAUACGUCUCCCAGCGAUGGCAUACUACACUUAUCAUGUGCGCUGCGACAGCCAUUCCUUUCAUUGGCAACCUCUGGCUACCCAAGUUUAUCAACAUACUUGAAACAAUCGGAGCGAUAUGCCAUGUUGGAUUUUUUCUUGCGGGUGUCAUUACAUUAUUAGUCAUGGCACAGAAAAGCUCUACAGAAUACGUCUUCCAAACAUUGACCAAGGACGUCAGCGGAUGGGACAACUCGGCAGUAGCCUGGGGUAUAGGACUCAUCACUGUUACUUACCCUCUAUGUGGUUUCGAUAGUAUCAUUCACAUGUCUGAUGAAGUCAAACAAGCACGUACCCGGGUUCCACGGUCUAUCAUCUUCUCCGUCGUGGUUAACGGCCUCAUGCAACUCAUUUAUAUGAUCACUGUCUUGUUCACCAUUGGUGACGCAAAACGUGUCUCCGCUUCACCUCUGCCGAUCAUCGAGGUCUACUACCAAGCCACUGGAUCUAAAGCAGCUACGAACGUGUUCAUCUUUAUGCUAAUAUAUAUCAUCUUUGUAUCCUUUUUCAACGUCUUCGCUUCAGUCUCACGUCUCAUCUGGGCUUUCUCAAGAGACGGGGGAUUACCAUGUUCGUCUGCAUUCGCAAAGGUUCAUCCGACCUUUGGAGUGCCGGUCAACGCGCUAUAUCUCAGUGCUCUUUGUGUUUGCAUACUCGCUCUGAUCAACGUUGGUUCGAGCACGGCGUUCAACGCUAUCAUCUCUCUCACAGCAUUGGGCUUGUACCUUUCGUACUUCCUUCCUAUCUUGUUCCUUUCGUGGCAUCGAAUGUCGAGGACGGCACCAUCGCCAAUUCCAUGGGGACCAUUUAGAUUGGGCAUUGCGGGACCAUAUAUCAACAUUGGUGCCUUGUGCUACAUUCUAUUCACCUUCAUUUGGAUGCCGCUCCCGACUGUCCUUCCUCUGGACAGGUUCAAUAUGAACUAUGCCGGACCGAUUCUUGGUGCGAUUAUCCUAGGCGCUGCGCUAGACUGGUCUUGGAAUGGGAAAAGGAGAUUUAGAGUGCCAGUCGCAAGCCAGAGUCUUGAGUGA
Messenger RNA from Alternaria arborescens, 1557 nucleotides. RefSeq lists its product as hypothetical. The coding region runs from base 1 to 1557 and encodes 518 amino acids. The transcript has 5 exons. NCBI's taxonomy places the organism in Eukaryota, Fungi, Ascomycota, Dothideomycetes, Pleosporales, Pleosporaceae. Gene Ontology annotation, biological process: transmembrane transport. Gene Ontology annotation, cellular component: membrane. The record is from RefSeq and is a predicted model, not a curated record. Gene Ontology annotation, molecular function: transmembrane transporter activity.